This is a messenger RNA of Cuscuta campestris, 1118 nucleotides long. NCBI's taxonomy places the organism in Eukaryota, Viridiplantae, Streptophyta, Magnoliopsida, Solanales, Convolvulaceae. The record is from the annotation of a GenBank genome assembly.
AAUUUCUCGUUUAAUUGUUUUUCUUGAAAAACCUCGUGCUUGAGGGUUUAAUGCCUGUUGACAAUAAUCAAUAAAACCAAGUUUUUCAGAAAACAUGUAUGGCAAAUUUUCUUCACAAAUCAUUUCGGCCAUUUUUUGCCUAUUUUGCUCGUCGCUAUAAGCAAAAAGGCCGCCCUUACCUCUGUUAGCAAACCGAGAAAUUUGGGUUUGCACUUCUUGUCGUCCCUUUUUUUCGGCCUCGUAUUUGGCGUACUCCACGGGAUGCCUCGACCUUAGGUGUUUUUCUGGACCGCCAUAACCGCCGGAAACUCCCAUUUUUAUGACGGUCCCGCAAUGUUUACAAGUUCCAUAAACUAUGCCAUCUUUUGUGUCUUUGUCAAAAUGAUAAACAAAUAAUUCUGAUUUAUAUUUUUUCUUACCUCUGUCCGGACCUCGAGAGGUCUCGGGCUCACCUGCCUCCAUGUCGACGUCGUUGCUUUGCGGUAAGUCCAGUCCAGCCAAAGCAAACUCCCUAGCCCUCAUAUUUCCGUUCCACAUAGAAAGCGGAAGUAGCCAAACGCCCAAACCCAAGCACGAAUGGAAAUUGAAAAAGAAGUCGCCGAGAGAGAGACGCCGUCGCCCGCCUGCACGCUCCACUGCUGCAGAGUCUAGCCACUGUCUACCAGACGCCGCCUCGCUGGAAACUCUCCAGCCUCCAGGUCCCGGAGUCCAGGUAUGGAGGUAAAAAAUACUCCCUCCGUCCCCCAGUUUUUGUCCACUUUUGACUUUUGGAACUGUUCAUCUAAGCACUUUGACUCAACAAAUUCUCUCAAUGUGUAAACCUAAAUAUAGUCAUUUUUGACUUUGGAAGAAAAUAAGGAAAGUGAAAUUUUGGUUGAGUUUCCAAUUUUGCCCUUGAUGUGAUGGAAAAAAGUAAGAUAUGAUAGUUUGGUUAUUAGUGAAAAAGUAUGAUGUGAUAGGUAGGGUAUGAAAAAGUAGGGGUAAAAGUGGUUUUUUAAUACUCCCUCCGUCCCUAAAUAUUUGUCACAUUUGUAUUCUCGAGGCAAAAUAUCAAGUUUUUUCAAUUCAUUUUAUUUACAUAUUGAUAUAGAAAUAAAAAAUAAAAUUUACAUAUCAAA